UCAGGUGUGACGAUUCUGCUAUCACUGACUGUGUUCAUGCUACAAUUAGCUGAAGCUAUGCCACCGACUUCAGAUGCCGUCUCUAUUAUAGGGGCAUACUUCGCUUGCAUUAUGGUCAUGGUUGCGUUUUCUGUGGUCAUGACUGUAGUUGUUUUAAACUAUCAUCAUAGAGGUACAGACACACAUGAAAUGCCAGAGUGGAUCAGAAAACUUUUCUUGAACUGGCUACCACGCAUCCUCAUGAUGAAACGUCCACCCCCCAAGCUCAAAAGAAAAAAGAGCCUCCUCGUCAACUCCCGGAAGGACUUCGAGCUGAAGGAGCGCUCGUCCAAGAGCCUCCUGGCCAACGUCCUGGACAUAGACGAGGCCGGGUUUCGCGGCACAACCCCUUCCACCAUCGAAGUUGGCGCCAACCCGGCCUUCGAGGAACAACUGCCAGCGACCGUCCGAGGCUGCUUCGCCACGAGUCGUGAGCUCACUGCCAUUCUGCGAGAGAUUCGGUACAUCACGAGUCGCAUGAGGCGGGAAGACACGCUCAGCGAGACCAUCGCCGAGUGGAAGUAUGCGGCCAUGGUGGUUGAUAGGGUGUGCCUCAUCCUUUUCACUACAUUCACGGUGCUAUCCACAUGUAUCUGUCUCUUUUCUGCACCACACCUUAUCGCCUGA
This is a messenger RNA of Uloborus diversus, 666 nucleotides long. Its product is annotated as CHRNA7-FAM7A fusion protein-like. The transcript has 3 exons. The coding region runs from base 37 to 666 and encodes 209 amino acids. Gene Ontology annotation, cellular component: membrane. Gene Ontology annotation, biological process: monoatomic ion transport. The record is from RefSeq and is a predicted model, not a curated record. Lineage: Eukaryota; Metazoa; Arthropoda; Arachnida; Araneae; Uloboridae.